Exophiala spinifera is the source of this 2397-nucleotide messenger RNA. RefSeq lists its product as uncharacterized. NCBI's taxonomy places the organism in Eukaryota, Fungi, Ascomycota, Eurotiomycetes, Chaetothyriales, Herpotrichiellaceae. The transcript has 2 exons. The record is from RefSeq and is a predicted model, not a curated record. Gene Ontology annotation, biological process: proteasome-mediated ubiquitin-dependent protein catabolic process; negative regulation of gluconeogenesis; protein catabolic process in the vacuole. Bases 1 to 2397 code for a protein of 798 amino acids. Gene Ontology annotation, cellular component: extrinsic component of membrane; GID complex.
AUGCCGCCCGCAAAUUCUCCUACUGAUAGAUCUCCGUCCGGUCCUCCCGGACGCUCCAUUCGUUUACCUCUCGAGCCCGCGACGACCCAAGACCCUUAUUUGCGCGAGAUCGCCGAAGCCAUCUCCACAACUGUUCCUGACUUCGCCUCGACGCUGAACAUUGCACAGUCAACCACAGAAGCCCAGGUCCCAACAAGUUCGACCAUCUAUACCGCUGUUAGCACCUCUGCUCACUCUAGAUCGGCCCGAGACGUCCAGCGUCCAUGGCAGAUUGUAUCGCGUGCUGAGGAGGUGAACGAGACUUAUCGGGAUUCCAGACUGUUCAACGAAGAUAUUUGGGAAAGAGCAAGGUAUUUAACAGAGCAGGAAUUUCUCAAUCGACCUUCCGAGACCAGACAUCAGACCAAUAUGCAAAAUCAAACAUCAACCAGACGGGUCUACGUAGGGAACGCUCGUGCAUCCCCGAUGGGCAGCCUUCUUGAUUGGACGAACGGUCGGACGUUUCGAAGUUCCCCAUCUAGUGAUGAUAGUGAUGACGAUCUGGAUCGAGUCAGCACGGUCGCUCCGAAUAACGAUAUCGGCGCGCGACGGGAUCUUCAUCGCUUGGAGAGGGCGCUGCAGAGCUACCGAUCAGCCAGGGAUGGUCUGAUCAGGACAGGGAGAGCAGCAGAAGUGGGUGCAGUGCCAACUGCCAGUGCCCUCAGAGCGUAUUGGCAAGAAGACGCACCGGCGGAGUCCACUGCUAGGUCCUCGGCUAUCAAUGUACUGCAGAACCAAGACCGAGUGUCCGCCCGACAAUGGCGAAGUGUCGAACUCCGCCGACUGUACAACGAAGCCAACUCUAUCCCUAGCAACACUCGAAGAAAGAAAGACAGAACAGGGAGGUCAGCCGCAGCUGAGCGAGUGAAGAACUCCAUCCGAUAUCUAUCGCAACUUCGGCAUACUGAUGCUGAGGGUGGACUUCAGCUGGCUAGACAGCUUGACCUUGAUUCGUUAUAUCAGUUCGAAGAGUCAAACAGCCCGAGCGAUCUUCCCAUGCUCGCUGACAAUCUACCCGUACCGCAAUACAGCUCGUGGUUGGUACCAGGAAUGGUUUGGCAUGGUCUCCAGUCGACUGAACGUGAGCCCCCGCAAAGUACAGUCACCUGGGCCUCUCAAGCUCGUCGUGAUCCUCAGCGAGAUAUUUUCCGCCGUAGCAUCACACGGAGACGAGAAAUGAUGCUCGGAAGUUUUCAGGAAGAAAUUGAAGGAUUGUCGGGGUCUUUGAUUGACGCUGAACGCUACCUGUCUGACCUGCUGCAGGACAGCACCGGCAGAUGGGGAUUUGCUCGAGAGUCACCGUCAUCUCAACGAUCAUCUCAGUCGUCCCAUUCCGCUGAGUCGGAUCAUUGGCCGGUUAAAGUGACCAUCCACUCCGUUGACUACGAUAACAUGACCUUGUCUGGGACUAUGUCCGCGAGUCACAUGCCAGAGAGAAUUUCGCCUACCCGCCUCUCAACAAUUGAGCACCGGGGUUCUACGACGAGUAUGUCUUCUUACUUCACUGGCGAGAUCAUCGAUUUCAGAAAGCAAACUCUCGAAACCGAAUCUGAGGGCAGAGAUUACCGAGUUGGCGGCCUCGAUAUCGAUGCGAGCUAUUGGGCUCGAUUAGGGCCAUUCAGGCAAGAGAUAGAGAAAGUAAGGAACCUGCGUGGCAAGUCCAGAGGGGAGUAUCAAGAAGACAGUCGCCUGUGGAAUGCCUUCCGGAAACCUGCCAGGGACGAUAGCGAUUAUAAGGAGCCUCCUGCAAUUCCUGGACAAGCGACUCUAGAGCUAGAAACGAACCGAAACGAAGAGUUGACCAGUUCUUCCAGCUUGUUUCCUAGCCAAAAGGAAGAAAGCCCUGAAAUCGAAAACGAUGAGAUCAUGGCUCGUUGCCUCGGAAGUGCUAAAUGGCUGGAUGAAAAGUUGGGCAAAGAAUGGAUUUUGAUGAGAUGGAAGGAGCGCUGCUUUGUUGACUCGAGCAGCCCGUCAUCCAGUUCUAACCAGACAAGGACAAUCUUCACGGCAUCGGGGUCUUCAUCAUCCUCGCCGCAUGCUUUGCAACCAUCCGAUUCUGGAGCAACGACAUCCUGGGGCCUGACAAUUUCGGGCUUUUAUUAUAUUGCCCUCAACAGACUCACAGGCGAGGUGGAUGGUCUGUACUACGAUCCUGGAUCUCAGCCCUACCAGGCCUUGCGAAUGAUACCUGAAGGCAUGCCAUUGUCAAAUAUACUAUCAGGAAAAACAGCCAAGUCUGGCAGCUACUCUCCAAGGGCUUUUGGUGAACGCAAAGAUCAUAUUUGCGGGUGCAGCGACCCGAAUUGUAAGGAGAAGGUUGGAUUGAAACGAUGGUUUCCUUCUAUAGAGCUCAGAUGA